AUGUCGCUGACCAAAGAACUCGAAAACACUUACGCCGAGUUUCAGAAGAAUGCACCGCAACCGGUUCUCGACACGUUUGGCUCUGGUGUACAGGCACUAAGUGACGCUUUUGACCCCAGCAAAGUAAUUCAAAUUGGCCAGGAAUUUCCAGAUUUUGAGCUACAGGAUGCAACUGGGAAAUUUGUGACCCGAGACUCUCUGUUAAAAGAAGGGGCCCUGCUUGUUUCUUUCUAUCGUGGCGAAUGGUGUCCAUUCUGCAAUCUCGAACUGCGUGCCUUGCAAAAGCACCUUCCAGAAUUCAAAGCAAAGGGCGUAUCACUUGUUGCUAUUUCACCUCAGCUAGCAGACGAGUCGCUGUCAACUGCUGAGAAAAAUAGACUUGAGUUUUCCGUCUUGUCAGACGUGGGCAACAGGCUUGCAUCACAGCUCGGGAUAGUAUGGUCUCAACCUGAGGCUUUCCGUCCCAUUUUCGAAGGUUUCCAAAUUGACUGGAAAAGAAGCUAUGGCGAUGACAGCCUUGAAGUUCCAAUUCCGGCUACUAUUCUCGUCAACAAAGACGGCGUCGUGCGAAAUACUUUCAUUGAUCCUGCUUAUACUAAACGAUUGGAGCCCCAGGUUGCGUUGGAGUGGGCAUCUAAGCUUUGA
Molecule: messenger RNA, 645 nt
Organism: Talaromyces atroroseus
Lineage: Eukaryota; Fungi; Ascomycota; Eurotiomycetes; Eurotiales; Trichocomaceae
Exons: 1
Coding region: 1-645 (214 amino acids)
Biological process (GO): cellular response to oxidative stress; cell redox homeostasis
Cellular component (GO): cytoplasm
Molecular function (GO): thioredoxin peroxidase activity
Source: RefSeq, a predicted model, not a curated record